AUGGAGACGGCAUCAAUGCUCUCCGCCUUGAAGGGCGAUAAAUUGAAAGACUCGUCACAAUGGCGAGACCUUUGCAACCCUAACAACGAUGAAGCCUAUCGUCCGAAGGCUCUAAAAGAGCCACGGGAGCCUAAGUAUCCGCUAGAUACGGAUCCGGAGGCUAAAAAGGAUAGUCUCCGCGACGUAGUCCUCGAAUUCGAUACCCCGUAUAACCGUCUAGUCUAUCUAAAGACUAGGUUCGCGCAGUCUUAUCGAAUCAUUCAGAGCUCUAUAUCGGGAAAUUGGCUAGUCCGAUCUAUCACUGUAAGCACUACCGCUAGCGCCAAAGGGGUCUUUCUCCACUUAGAAGCAAAAAAUGACUCUAGGAAGCUAAAGGAAGACGUCCCCUUCGAGAAAAGACUAUACCCCUACGCCAAGGAAAGAGAAUCUCUAGAAAAUAGAGAAAGCUCUACUAGCCGACCCGGCAUAGAGAAAAUAGAUCUAAGAAACUAUCGAAAAAUCGUCAAAUAUACCGGCAAACGCAGUCCAAUUAAACCUAGGAAAUAUCUCCUUUUCAAGCUAGGAAAUUGGAUCCUCGAUACCGGCUCUAGUGUCUAUAUCUACAAUAAGAGAAGCUGGUUCGUCAACAUUAUACUAGCUAGGGAGACUCUCGCGACGGGAGACGGAGGUAUAGUAGUUAUUAGACGUAGGACGGUGAAACUCACCGGCGCCGACCCGAUAAUAGGGCAAGAGAAGACUAUUACCCUAAGUAAUACCUACUACGUACCUAGGUUUUAUAUCAACCUAGUAUCGUACGCAAGGUUGCGAGAAAAGGGUAGUAAAUGGUCUAAAGCCAAAGGUGUCCUCGGCACUACGGUAGGAGAAGGGUUUAACGGAACUAUGCCUACAACCCUUAAUCAAAUACCAAAGAUAGUCGAAGGAGUGACAAUCGAUAUAAAGAAAGUAGUAGCUAAGGUAUACGAGAUAUACAAUAUAGGAAGGUCGAAUCGGCAAGUGUCUAGGAAGCUAAUCGGACGAAGCUUUGGCCGAUUUAGCAGAGCAUCGAUAGAUCUCUCACUUUUACGUCGAAGGAAUCCGGUUUCACUAGGUUAUAACAACCUACCGAUUAAGGCCUUCCAUUAUAACAAUAAAGCUUCGGCAGGAAGGGUAUUAGAGAGGAGCUUAACGUCGGACGGUAUAGUGGUCUAUCAUAGUCUACCAAAGUAUCUAGAGAUAAAUAGAUACGCCGAGAGAGACGAAGUCCGUAAGAAUUUUGCUACUAGCAAAGCUAUUCCGAAGGUUAACCUAUCAAAUAUUAGGUUAUACGGAAGUCUUGCUUACUACCGUAUUAAGAAAAAGGUCAAAUUAGUCAGAGAUACCGUAUUCGAUAAAUCACGGCGAUACUCCACGGAUUUUCAACACUUUUAUUUUUCGGCCGAAAAACCAUCUUAUACAGCAAGCCGCCAAGGGGUAUAUGAUAUACCUAGCAGCCAGCGUUUUGAACCUAUAUCGGUCCUACUAGGCGUAUUCCCCUCGUCAAGGGGUAGAGACGCCGGAAAUAUAGGCCAGGGACCAGCUCUAGGAGGUCUAGCAAGCGACCUAGGAAGCCCAAAAGGUCCACUAGCACCGAGAGAACUAGCUCUAAGGGAUAUCAACGGCGAUCUAGAUAAGGCAAAUAUUAUAUCUAGACCAAGAAGAAGGUUAGUAAAACGGGACGAUACCUUCGCGUACGCCACCAUAGAAGAACCCCCAGCUUUCCUCUAUACAUUCGCAGCGGCCCUAUACGCGGAGAAGCCAAUAAGACGUUAUCGGGACGAUCUACCUAAUCCCCCGAAGUAUUAG
Penicillium nucicola is the source of this 1821-nucleotide messenger RNA. RefSeq lists its product as uncharacterized. The record is from RefSeq and is a predicted model, not a curated record. NCBI's taxonomy places the organism in Eukaryota, Fungi, Ascomycota, Eurotiomycetes, Eurotiales, Aspergillaceae. Bases 1 to 1821 code for a protein of 606 amino acids. The transcript is spliced from 16 exons.